Messenger RNA from Aspergillus terreus NIH2624, 714 nucleotides. RefSeq lists its product as uncharacterized. The transcript has 5 exons. Gene Ontology annotation, molecular function: zinc ion binding; DNA binding. Bases 1 to 714 code for a protein of 237 amino acids. The record is from RefSeq and is a predicted model, not a curated record. NCBI's taxonomy places the organism in Eukaryota, Fungi, Ascomycota, Eurotiomycetes, Eurotiales, Aspergillaceae.
AUGCCAAGCUAUCGUUUGGAGGAGGCCUCCACCUCCAGAGCCGGCUGCCAAAACAAGGAAUGCAAGGAUCAGAAAAUCAAGAUCCAGAAGGGCGAGCUCCGCCACGGCACCUGGGUCGAGAAUGACAGAAUCAAGGCCUUCAUGUGGCGACACUGGGGCUGCGUGACUCCCAAGAUCAUCUCGAACCUCAACGAGACGAUCGAGGAGCUCAGCGGCGACAAGAAGGAUCCCGAGGCGAUUGACGGCUUUGAGGAUCUCUCGCCUGAGAACCAGGAGCGCGUUGUGCGGGCCCUGGAGCAGGGGCAUGUCGACGAUGACGAGUGGAAGGGGGAUGUCGAGAUGAAUCGUCCCGGCAAGGUCGGGUUCCGCGUGCGCGGCGGGAAGAAGGCUGCUGCCAAGGAUGACGAGUCGGAGGAAGAGCCUGAGCCCAAGACCAAGAAGCGCGGUCGUGCCCAGGCCAAGGACGAGGACAAGGAGGAGCCCGCUCCCAAGCCCAAGAAGUCCAGAAAGAGCAAGGCAGCCGUCGAGUCUGACGAGGAAGAGGAGGAGCUGUCCGACGAGCCAAAGCCCAAGAAGACCCGUGGUCGUCCGGCGAGGGCGGCUGCGGAGAAGAAGGCGCCCAAGAAGGCUGCGAAGAAGAAGGUCGAGAGUGAGGAUGAGGCUGAGUCUCCUGAGGAGAAGCCCAAGCGUGGUCGGAAGAAGAAGUCUGCUUGA